Messenger RNA from Closterium sp. NIES-65, 2790 nucleotides. NCBI's taxonomy places the organism in Eukaryota, Viridiplantae, Streptophyta, Zygnematophyceae, Desmidiales, Closteriaceae. The record is from the annotation of a GenBank genome assembly.
AUGGCUACCCCUAGUGUCCUCGCUUUUGACGCUGAGGGUAGAGCCGUAGACUUCGAGGUCUGGCUAGACGACCUGCAGCUGUUUUUACAGUGCGAUAGGGCGGACGGUCUGUCUCUCUUUGACCUCACCUCUGGCGCCGUCCCUUCCCCUGCUGCUGAUGCUGACGCCACUGUUCGCUCGCAGUGGGCCACGCGCGAUGCUGCUGCACGUCUUGCUGUGCGUCGCCACUUGCCUACCGCUGAACGCGCGCACUUUAGCCAGUACAAGAGUGCUCAUACCUUGUACGACGCUGUAGUUGCGCGCUACUCCUCCCCUGCCACUGCUGCACUGAGCCGCCUCAUGCUCCCCUUCCUCUUCCCUGACCUUGCCGCCUUUCCCACUGUCGCUGAUCUCAUCACGCACCUCCGCACUAGUGACACUCGCUACCGCGCUGCGCUUCCUGCUGACUUCAGCGCCAAGAACCCCCCCCCCAUGUACACCACUCUCUACUUCUUAGUCACUCGCCUCCCAGACUCCCUUCGUGUAGUCCGGGACCACUUCCUCGCAGUCUGUCCCACCACCCUCACAGUCGACAGCCUAGAGAAGGCCCUCCUUGCGGCAGAGAAGAGCAUAAUCGCUGUAGGUGCCUCUCGAGGUGACCCCCGCGCCCCCAUCUUUGAGGGGUGUUCUCCUUCCCCUCUCCUGCCCUCUGUCGCCUCUGCCGCUGCGGCCGACCUCGUUGGCCUUGAGUCGGUCGUGGGGGCGGUGGAGGUGGAGGUGGAGGCGGCGGAGGGAGUGGGGGUGGCGGUGGUGGUGGUAGCGGGGGUGGGGGUGCUAGUGGCGGCAGUGGAGGCGGGGGUGGCGGCGGCGGUGGCGGUAAUAGCGGAGGUGGUGGAGGUGGCGGCGGUGGAGGCGGAGGCGGGGGCGGUGGAGGCGGAGGCGGGGGUGGCGGAGGUGGAGGUGGUCGGAGUGGAGCUUCGCAGCGGAGCAGCACUGGGGGAGCGCGGUGGGGGUUUUGGUCCCUGCACCUACGUUCUCCGCACUGGCGACCGCGCUGGAGAGCAGUGUGGGGGCACCCACACCGCCCAGCGCUGCUUUGGCCGCCUGACGGACGCUUGGCGCCAGCAGUUCCCGGAGGCCGCGGAGAUCCCCCGCUGGGGAGAGCUGUCUAGGGCUGGUGUAGCUAUCUUUGAUCUUGAUUUUGAUGCUAUCCUUGCUGCCAUGUAUGCUGUGACCAUUAGUGAUGAGGGUGACUGUUACCGGUGUUUCCCGCCCGACCCGGGCAUUGGUACUGCUGCUCCAGGUACCGGUGAGGCUUCUGCUCUUGGUGCCAGUGCGUCUGUGCUCUCAGGUGCUGGUGAGGCUGCUCUCUCAGUCCUCCCGUGUCCGGCGGCUCCCUCUGGCACCCUGUCUGGUCUCUACCUCCCCUCGUUCUCUACGAACUUGGUGAGUGGUGCUAACCUACAGGAUGCGGGAGUCCACCAGUUCACCCCUGCUAGUCAGCGGGUGACGCACUGCACAGAGGCUAGCACGGGUCGUCACCUGGCCACAUUUACACGUCAGCCAAGGUCGAGCCUGUACACACUGACCACUGCUUCUCCUCCAGGUGCUGAGUCUGGUAGAGUCCCUUCGUCUGGUCAGGUGUUUUCUGCAGCGUCCAGGUCUGGUCCUGAGUCUGCCCCCUGUUCGUGUCGCCGUCUGUCUCAUGAGACCCUCCUCUGGCACCACCGCCUUGGCCACCCCUCUCUGCUUCGGCUCAGAGGCAUGGCCUCCCGUCUUCUUGUGUCUGGUCUCCCCCGGUCCCUCCCUCCCCUUCCUCAGGGCCCUGGCCCUGCCUGUGUCCCCUGUGUCGAGGGGCGCCAGCGUGCUGCCCCUCACUCCUCCCAGUUUCCUCCGACAGAGGCUCCGUUGCAGACGCUUCACAUGGACGUGUGGGGCCCUGCCCGCGUCCGUGGAAUCGGUCACGAGCGCUACUUCCUGUUGGUGGUUGACGACUACUCGCGUUACACCACAGUCUUCCCCUUGCGCAGCAAGGGUGAUGUCAUUGAGGUGCUGAUCGACUGGAUCCGCGCAGCUCGUCUCCAGCUCAGGCAGAGCUUUGGCUCGGACUUUCCUGUGUUGCGUUUGCACUCGGACAGAGGCGGAGAGUUUUCCUCUAGCCUUCUGCGUGCCUACUGUCGUGCGCGAGGCAUCCGCCAGACCUUCACGCUUCCGGACUCCCCGCAGCAAAAUGGGAUUGCAGAGCGCCGCAUUGGCAUGGUCAUGGACGUCGCUCGUACGUCUAUGAUGCAUGCGGCUGCCCCCCAUUUUCUGUGGCCGUUUGCGGUCAGGUACGCGGCGCAUCAGAUCAACCUCCACCCCAGGGUCUCCUGGCCGGAGACCUCCCCAGCCCUGCUGUGGACGGGGAAGGUUGGCAAUGCGUCGGCGUUCCGGGUCUGGGGAUCUCGGGCGUUUGUCCGCGACUUGUCUGCGGACAAGCUGUCCCCUCGCACUGCUCCCUGCGUCUUCCUGGGGUUCCCCCCCGACGCCUCUGGGUGGCAGUUCUACCACCCCACCUCUCGACGUGUUCUGUCCUCCCAGGACGUCACGUUCGACGAGUCGGUACCCUACUACCGCCUCUUCCCCUACCGCACUCCGUCCCUCCCACCGCCCCCGCUCUUCUUGGUACCAGGUCCCCCCCCGGUAGACCCCCUCCCCCCUCAGGGUCCUGCCCCUUCAAGUGUGUCCCAGGUAGACGCGGUCGAGCCUGUCGAGGUCACUGGUGACUCUGGUGCUGCUGCGGGAGCUGAGCCUGGGGGUGCUGGGACUUGA